AUGGUUGAACCCGAGAAGAAAGAUUAUCCACCUAAUCUUGAAGAUACGGUUCGAAACCUUCGAGAAGAAAAUGCCAAACUUUUACAAUUACUUCGUUCUCAAGGGCUCCUGUUUGAUCCACCACCAGCAGCAACAGCCGUUGAUGAUAAGACAGAUGACCCAACAAAUAUUAUAUUUGAUAAUUCUGAUAUAACAUUAACAACAAAUUCAAUAAAUACAACAAAUCAAAUAACACAUCAACAUGUUAAUAAUCAUGGUCCAAUAAAUCAACAAAAUUAUUCUGGUCAAGUUGUUCAUGGUAAUCAAUCAAAUAUAACACCAAAUUUCAAUACAGUUAUACAAACGACAACACAACCAUUUGUACAAAAUAAUUCUAAUACACUCGUACAAAAUAAUACAAAUUUAAUACAACCAAUUAAUUUAGUCAAUUUUAACAAUGUUAGUUUGGAUUCUAUACAAUCAUUUUUUGCUUCGCAAAAUAAUCUUGUAUAUUUAUCUCAACCAUCUUCAUCAUCAUCGACGACAACAACAACUACUACAACAACUUCAAAUAUGAAAUUUAAUAAUGAAACUGAACAACAUCAAAUAUCUAUUCGACCAAAACCAUCGAUUAUACCACAACAACUACCUGAUUUAACACCUGUUUUACCUAAAGUUAAAAAUGAAUAUUAUGAAAAUAUGUCAAGACAAUUGUCAUCCUCAAAUAGUGAAACGACAAAUUUACUCGACAAUGAUUUAAAUCAUAAACAACCAAGACCUAUUCGUCCUAAACCAUCAUCAAGAAAUAAUCCUUUACAGGUUUAUGCUCCCGUUAUUAUGAAUGACACAAAACCUUCAAAUACAAAUGUCCUAACACCCCCAUCAUUAAUUAACAAUACGACAACGUCGUCAACAGUAUCUUUACUUUCUCCGUCGAGAUCGUUCGAUGAACACCACAUGGAUACAUCUCCUCAAUUUAUUCAAUCGAAAUCCAUGGAUGUAUCAGCUGCACCAACCAAUAACCUUCUGACAUCAACAAAAAAACCUAAUAAAAAUGCUGCAAGAAAUCGUAAAAAAACUGGUCCAGCACCUGUAGUUGUUCCAGCAAAUAAUUCAACACUUAUUCCUAUUGCGCCAAAUCCCGGUCGACCAUUAGCACCAGCACCUGUCAACGUUCAACGUAUUGUAGCAACCAAUAAACGCUCAGUAACAAAUAAGAAAUCGAAUUCAAAAACAUUCAUGGAAUAUCAUAGUGAGAGUAUUAUACAACAAAAUUCGUCGCCAACAAAUUCAUUUGCUGAAUCAAUAUCGGGUUUAAUGCAAAAUUUUGAUCAAGAAUUAAUGGCAGCAAAUUUUCUAACACAACCACCAACAACAAAUAUUCUUUCGAAUGAUACAUCAAAUAAUGUAAAUAUAAUUCGAACAUUAAAUAAUAUUGAUGUGCGACACAUUGUUAAUACAACAAUACAACGAAAUGAUUCCUAUCAAUCAAUGCCAACCAUUGAUGAAUUUAAUGAUCGACUCGAAGGUGAUGUAAAUCAAACAAUACAAGAUUAUAAUGUUGAUAAUGAACAAAUAACAUCAUUUAUGAAUGAAGAAGAUAUGCGUUUUGCUGAAAUGAAUUUUGAUGAAAAUACGUUUUUAAAGCAAUUUGAUUUAGAUGAUGCUGGAAUUAAAUUAAAUGUUCAUUCUGAACAAAAUAUUUUUACUAGUCUUUUAACAAAUACUCAUCAUCUGAAUACAUCAGUGGAACAAGCCAAUCCAUCAUCGCUACCUCCACCAUCUUCUCUUCCUCCUCCUUCAAUUUAUCCAGGUUCAUCAUUAAUUAAUAAUAACAUUUUUACCACUGUUGUUCCAUUGGGUUUACAACAGCAGUCCUCGAAUAAUCAUACAUACAAUCAUAAUGCGUCUAGAUGUUUACCAGAAGAAGGUGUUCAACUAACUGCUCGUCAUAUUGAACCAAGUCAAGUUGCAACUUAUGAAUCAGUAAAAUAUCAAGAUAUUCUUGACGAUCUAGUUACUGUAACUGAUCAAGAUGUAUUAAGUCACGUACAAGCUGCUGCCGCUAAUGAAACAACAGUAAUUUCAACCGAUUUUUCUUUUGCUUUACUCGAAGCAACGAAUGAAAUAAUAAAAACAACAGAGAUUCAAGGUGCCGAAGAAACAGCAUCUGCUUUUGUUGAUUUGCAAUAUUUUUAUCCUAUUGAACAAGAACAAGAAUUAUUACAAAAACAAUUAGAAGAAUGUGAACAAAAAGACGAACCAGAAACAUCUACUAUUCUUGAAGAAAAAUUUCCAACUGAACUAUUAUCGUCUACUGAAUCACCAAAAUCGAAUGAGAAUCCAACAAUAACUGAUCUUGCAUCAAUCAUACAAAUAAAUCAAACUAAUUCACCCUCUCCUACUACUGAAACUGCAUCAACAAUUGAUUAUGAUGCUCUACUACCUCCUUCUCCUUCUCUACCACAAUCGGCACCGCCGCCUCCACCGGCACCACCACCAGUAUCGGCACCGGCACCAGUGGAAUUUCCAAUGGUAUUCGACAAUACUUCUCGAAAAGCAUGCAUCAUAUUUGAACCUAUACUGUCUCCAAUAAAUUCUCUUUCUCCGAUCAAACCUGCAUCGCCAAUUAAUCAUUCAUGUUCACUCGAUCAUCCAUCUCCAAUAAAUCCUCCAUCAUCUGAUAAGCCAGCAAAAGACGAAAUGAUUCUUGAUUCUGGCUGUUUAAUGAAUUCAUUUAUUGAUAAACCUAAUACAUUGAAUAAUGAUGAAAUCGAAGAACUAUUAAAUGAAUCAUCAGAUAAUCCAUAUGAAAUUAUUGAAAACGCAGGUCAUACAUCUCCGUCGAAUGAUUUAACUAUCGAAAAUCUUGAUCAAUUAGUUGAACAAAUUGAACAACCAACUGGAAAAGUUUUAGAAAAAAACUUUUUACGAUAUCAACAAAUUUAUCAUGAUAGUUUAAAGAAAAAACCUAAAGAACAGUACGCGCCAAUUCCAUCUGUUAAAUUAAAACUAAAUUCAAUUUAUAUCAAACAUAAGAAGAAACGAAAAUCAUCGCCUUCACCAGUUCCUAUAGCAGAAGAUAUACGGCCACCAUUGAAAAUAAAAAUUACCACAAAAUUACCACCACGGCCACCACCACCACCACCAUCUCCACCACCGCCACCUCUGCCAGCUAUUCUUCCAACUGUUUCGCCAGAAAAACCAUUAUUACCAAAAAUAAAAAUACGUAAACCAAUCAAGAAACUUAAACGUAAAAAGCCAUCAACACCUUCAAUAGAUGAUCAAUUAGAACGUGAAGCAAAACUUUCAUUAAAAACUGAAUAUGCUGGUCUAACACGUUUUGAACAAUCAUUAGCGCAGCUUUAUCAUCAGCAAUCAUCACCUGACACACAAAUCCCUCCAACACCAGGAGAAAAUGAAGAUUUAACCAUUGUUCCUAAUAAACAAGAUACACCACCAACACAUGAAAUGAAACUAAAUUCAACAUCGCCAUUAAAUCAAAAUAAAAAAUUAACACAUUUACUAAAUUAUGAUGAUGGACCAUUGAACAAUAAUACAUUUAUAACACCACCACCAGAUAUUGAUGUCAAUAUUCAACAACAGAAAAUUUCGAAUGAUUUCUAUCAAAAUUCAAAGAAACCAAAAAGAUCCCAACAAAAUUCGUUUAACAAUAGAGAAUAUUAUCCGUCAACAACAAGGAAUACACAAGUUUUACCCAGAUCACAACCAUCACCAAUACAUCUUGAUCCGUAUUCACAAUCAUAUCAUCAUUAUGAUCCAAGAAAUACACCGUUUUUUAAUUUUCCUUUUCCAAAUCCAUUUAUGAAUGCACAUCCAACAGCAACAUCAUCGCAUUUUCAUCAUAAUCCAAUGAAAUAUCACUAUCCGACUCAUAGUUAUCCAGCACAUCAACAGCAAUAUUCCUAUCAUCCCCAUUUACAACCACAACAACAGUAUAAUAGUGCGAACUAUAUGUCCUCUCAUGAUCAUCAUUCAUUCGACAGAUAG
Messenger RNA from Rotaria socialis, 3990 nucleotides. Lineage: Eukaryota; Metazoa; Rotifera; Eurotatoria; Philodinida; Philodinidae. The record is from the annotation of a GenBank genome assembly.